AUGUCUUCGCAAAGUAGAAGCAGCAGUCAGCAUCGUCCGCACGAGGCUCCCGAGUAUCUCGGCGCUGACCAGCCUCAGCUCUCGCUCCAACCGCCUUCCGCUUCGCAACCCCCCUCGCGCCAUGCCUCGCCCCCGUCGUCGUUAAAAGCACGCUCCUCGUCCACCUCAGUCACACGACUCGGCUCGUCGGACCACCUUGCAAAGUCUUCCGCCUCGACAGCACCAAAACGCACUCGUGGCAAUGCCCCGUCUAGCUCCGGCUCCUCGUCGCGUUCGUCCAUAGACAACGAAGAGCACGCCGACCUUCCCGGCCCACUCCCCACCUCGCACGCGCUGCAGCCACUGGCUUCGCGUCUGACGCGCUCCGACUCGCGUCCCAAGGCUACCCAACCUACGGAUCCCGCCGUUGUAGGAAGGCCGCGCUCUGCUUCCAACCGCUCCGUCUCGUACAUUGACCCGGCGAAUAAGCCGUCCGACCUCGCACGCGCCUCGUCGCGCGUCUCGUCGAUACACCGAUGCGCCGACCCGCACUAUCCGGCAUCCGCACUCGCCCUUACGCUCACCAAGUCCGAGGACCCAGACGCCAUCUACAUCGACUGGCCCGAAAACGACCCCGAGAAUCCGUUCAAUUGGCCCAAGUCUCGACGCUGGCUCCUCGUCUCCGUGUGCUUCCUCUUCACCGCCUGCACCGCCUUCAACGGUUGCGGCUACCCCUCGGCCUCCUUCAAUGCCGCCCAGGACCUGCGCACCACCCAGCUCGUCUAUCUUGCCGGCAACACCGCCUUCCUCUUUGCCGUCUCCAUCACCCCGCUCGUCCUGGCGCCGCUCAGCGAGGUGUACGGUCGCAACCCCAUCUACCUCUCGGCUGUGCUCGUCUUUACGCUCCUCUACAUCCCUCAGGCUCUCGCCAAGAACAUCACCACCAUCAUCGUCGUCCGCUGGUUCCAGGGCAUGGCUGCCAGUGUCGGCAACUCGAUGGUCGCAGGGAGCGUCUCCGAUGUCUUCCACGCCAGCGAGCGUGGUUUCCCCAUGUCGCUCUACGCCAUUGCUGUGUACAUCGCCCAGGGCGUGUCGCCCUACAUCUCGUCCGUCACGGUGAAUCGCGCCAGCUGGAGGAUCAUGUUCUGGUGGCAGGGUGCGCUGGCGCUCUUGACCUAUGUGCUCAUGUUUGUCUUCCUCAAGGAGACGCGCGGGCCGGUGCUGCUCAGCAGGCGCGCCAAAAAGCUCACCAAGGAGACUGGAAAGUUGCACAAAUGCAGGGCGGAUGACGAGAGGCUCAACUUCCUCGUCAUGGUCAAGGUCUCGCUCGUGCGGCCCAUGCAGUACUUGCUGUUCGAGCCCGUGGUGCUUAGCUUUGCGCUCUGGAUCGGAUUCCUGUGGGGUAUCAUCUUUAUCUCGCUCGAAGCGAUUCCGAUCGUGUUUGCCGGUUACGGUUGGAACGCCGAGCAGCAGCAUGCGGCGCUACUCACCAUCGCGGUGGGAGGACUGAUCGGCUACUUGGUCAACUUUCACCAGGAAAAGCUCUACGCCGCCACCUCACGCAAGUACGGCGGAAAACCGCCUCCGGAGGCCAGGCUGUACUACGCCGCCGCUGGUGCAGUCUUGGCCCCCAUCGGGCUGUUCAUCUUUGCCUGGACGGGCCGUGCUGGGAUCUCGCCCGCCGCUCCCAUCAUUGGGCUGACUAUCUUUAAUCUGGCGCUGUUUCCGGUGUACUUGGCGGUAUUUUCGUACCUGGCGGAUGUGUACGAGCGGUAUGCGAGCAGUGCUCUUGCAGCGCAGAGUUUCCUGCGCAAUACCUUUGCCGCCUGCUUCCCGCUGUUUUCGCAGCAGAUGUACGAGAAGCUCACGCCCAAGUACGCCUCGACGCUGCUGGCGGCGAUUGCGUGCGUGCUGGGCGUGGUGCCGUUCGUGCUGAUCAGGUACGGCGACCGUAUCCGCAGCCACAGCCGCGCCGCACUCGCGCUCCAGAGGGAGGAACAGGAGGCCGAUGAGUGGAGACAAGCCGAACAGGGCAAGCAGGCAAGGAGGGAAGCCAGGAGAUUGGCCAGGGCCGCCCGUCAGGCUCAAGUCGGCAGCGCAGAGGUCGACGAGGAGAAGAUCCUCGAUACCACCGACGGCGAAGAGUCGGGCGCCGUCACGCCCGAUGCCAAGGUCGACGCGCCCCAGGACUGCGACAACUGCAACAACCCCAACUUCCGCCCUCCCACCAGCAUUUUGUAG
Moesziomyces antarcticus is the source of this 2220-nucleotide messenger RNA. RefSeq names its product MSF transporter. The transcript has a single exon. The coding region runs from base 1 to 2220 and encodes 739 amino acids. The record is from RefSeq and is a predicted model, not a curated record. Gene Ontology annotation, molecular function: transmembrane transporter activity. NCBI's taxonomy places the organism in Eukaryota, Fungi, Basidiomycota, Ustilaginomycetes, Ustilaginales, Ustilaginaceae. Gene Ontology annotation, biological process: transmembrane transport.